This is a messenger RNA of Passer domesticus (house sparrow), 1501 nucleotides long. It is a transcript of the gene CDK10, whose product is annotated as cyclin dependent kinase 10. NCBI's taxonomy places the organism in Eukaryota, Metazoa, Chordata, Aves, Passeriformes, Passeridae. Gene Ontology annotation, cellular component: nucleus. The transcript is spliced from 12 exons. The record is from RefSeq and is a predicted model, not a curated record. Gene Ontology annotation, biological process: regulation of mitotic cell cycle; protein phosphorylation. The coding region runs from base 16 to 1215 and encodes 399 amino acids. Gene Ontology annotation, molecular function: cyclin-dependent protein serine/threonine kinase activity; ATP binding.
CCCGCCAUUGUGGACAUGGCAGCGACUGAGGCGGGAGCGGCACCGACGGCACCGGGAGCGGCCGAGCCGGAGCUGGAGCCCCUGCGGCUGCGGCGACUGCAUGGCGACGGCUUCUUCGAGGUUCCGGCGGCCGAUCGGCUGGGGCGGUGCCGCAGCGUGAAGGAGUUUGAGAAGCUGAAUCGGAUCGGAGAGGGCACGUACGGCAUCGUGUACCGUGCCCGGGACACGGUGACCAACGAGACAGUGGCGCUGAAGAAGGUGCGGAUGGACAACGAGAAGGAUGGAAUGCCCAUCAGCAGCCUGCGGGAGAUCACCCUGCUCCUGCAGCUCCAGCACCCCAACAUCGUGGAGCUGAAGGACGUGGUUGUGGGAAACCACCUGGAGAGCAUUUUCCUGGUGAUGGGAUACUGCGAGCAGGACCUGGCCAGUCUCCUGGAGAACAUGCAAACGCCCUUCUCCGAGGCUCAGGUGAAGUGCAUCAUCCUGCAGGUGCUCAAGGGCCUGCAGUACCUCCACGAGAACUACAUCAUCCACAGGGACCUGAAGGUCUCCAACCUGCUGAUGACCGACAAGGGCUGUGUGAAGAUAGCUGAUUUCGGCCUGGCACGCACCUACGGCAUGCCCCCCAAGCCCAUGACCCCCAAAGUGGUGACCCUGUGGUACCGCGCACCGGAGCUGCUGCUGGGCAUGACCACCCAGACCACCAGCAUCGACAUGUGGGCUGCAGGCUGCAUCCUGGCCGAGCUGCUGGCGCACAAACCGCUGCUGCCAGGCACCUCUGAGAUCCACCAGAUCGACCUCAUUGUGCAGCUCCUGGGCACACCCAACGACAACAUCUGGCCGGUGAGAGCUCCCUGCCCAUUUUCCCAUUGUCCUUUCUCCCUGGCUGCUCCAAGGCCCCUCCUCACCCUCUGUUUCCCCCAGGGAUUCUCCAAGCUGCCGCUGGCCACGCAGUACACCCUGCGCAAACAGCCCUACAACAACCUGAAGCACAGGUUUCCCUGGCUCUCGGAGGCUGGGCUGCGACUGCUCAACUUCCUCUUCAUGUAUGACCCCAAGAAAAGGGCCACGGCUAAGGACUGCCUGGAGAGUUCCUACUUCAAAGAGAAGCCCUUGCCCUGUGAGCCAGAGCUGAUGCCCACCUUCCCACACCACCGGAACAAGCGGGCGGCCAGCACAGCGAUGGAGAGCCAGGCCAAGCGCAGCAAGCCCUGAGCUGUGCCCUGGAACAGCCCUGAUGUGUCCUGGCUGAGGUGGAUUCCCUCAGCCCACCAGUCCCAGCGCCACGGGGAUGGCUCCUCCCUCCCUCUGCCCGCGUGGCACGGGGCAGGCUGCAGGCUGUGGCUGGGCGAGCGUGGCCCCAGAGCCAGGAGAGAGGAGAGAUGGGGCCCAGGAUGCCCAGGCGUGGCAGGGUCAGUCCUGUCCCAGGCGGGUCCUGGUUUGUGCUGUCUGUGGGGGCAACCCCGCCUCUGCCAUCAAUAAAAACAUCUGGCAGUGGCAA